GGGAACAAUCCAUGAAGAAUCAAAUAACAAAAUUGGUAGCCAAUGGACUUUACAAAGAAGCCAUUACCUUGUAUUCCCAACUCCAUUACUCUUCUUUAUCUCCCACCAAAUUCACCUUCCCCUGUCUCUUCAAAGCUUGCGCAAAGCUAAGAACUAUACCACAAGGUCAAGUACUUCAUAGCCAUUUGAUAAAACACGGGUUUAACACCGAUGUAUAUGCAGCCACAUCGCUUACUGACAUGUACAUGAAAUUUGGCUUAGUGGAUAGUGCCUUGAAAGUGUUCGAUGAAAUUCCUCAACCAAAUAUUGCUUCGUUAAAUGCAAUCAUUUCUGGGGUUUCUCAAAAUGGGUAUCAUGUUGAUGCUUUUCGGAUGUUUGGGUUGUUUAGUGGUUUACUGAUUAGGCCGGAUUCGGUUACUAUAGCUAGUGUUUUGUCAGGGUGUGUGAAUAUCAAUCAUGGUGUUCAAAUGCAUUGUUGGGGUAUAAAGAUUGGUGUGGAAAUGGAUGUGUAUGUAGUUACGUCGAUUUUGAGUAUGUAUUUGAAUUGUGUUGAUUGUGUUUCUGCGAUGAGGUUGUUUGGAUUGGUUGAGAAUAAGAAUGUGGUGUGCUGGAAUGCGUUUAUUUCGGGGAUGUUGCGAAAUGGGGUGGAGGAAGUGGUUUUGGAUGUGUUUAAGAAGAUGUUACUACACGAAGAACCGAAUGAAGUGACUUUAGUAUCGGUUCUCUCUGCUAUUGCUAAUCUUAAGAAUGUGAAGUUUGGUAGGCAAGUUCAUGGACUUAUUGUGAAAAUUGAGUUACAAUCUCGUACGAAGGUGGGAACUGCACUUGUAGACAUGUAUUCGAAAUGCUGUUGCUGGUUAUGUGCAUACGAAAUCUUCAAAGAGCUGGGUGGCAGCAGGAAUUUGAUAACAUGGAAUUCGAUGAUUGCCGGAAUGAUGUUGAAUGAGCAAACGGAGAAAGCAGUUGAGCUAUUGGUGGAAUUGGAAUUGGAAGGAUUGGAACCAGAUUCAGCAACAUGGAAUUCAAUGAUCACUGGGUUUUUGCUGCUGCGAAAAGAGAAUGAAGCUCUUAAGUUCUUCAGGAAAAUGCUUUCUGCCGGUGUCGUUCCCAGUGUGAAGACUGUUACUAGUCUUCUGAUGGUGUGCUCAUCUCUAUCCUCACUCCGUUUUGGCCAAGAGAUUCACGGAUAUAUUUUUAGAACGGAAAACAUUAUUGAUGAAUUUAUUGUUACCGCAAUCAUUGAUAUGUACAUGAAGUGUGGACAAUUUCCUUUGGCAAGGAAGGUUUUUGAUCAGUUGGAAGUAAAAUAUGAUGAUCCUGCUAUCUGGAAUGUAAUGAUUUCAGGGUAUGGAAGGAACGGGGAAGGUGAAGCUGCUUUUGAGAUGUUCUCUCUGAUGCUAAUGCAGAAAGUACAACCAAAUUCAGCCACUUUGAAUUGCAUGUUGUCUGUGUGCAGCCACAUCGGAAAAUUGGAGAAAGCAUGGCAAGUUUUUAGCUUGAUGAUCACAGAUUUUGGCUUAAUCCCAACUCUAAAGCAGCUUAAUAUUAUGGUUGAUCUACUUGCUCGAUCUGGUCGGCUGGAUGAAGCUAGAGAACUACUACAGCACAUUCCCGAGCCUUCUGCAUCUGUUUUUGCUUCUUUACUAGCAGCUUCUGAGCAAUUCUCUAAUGCCAAGAUGGGAGAAGAAAUGACCAAAAAGCUCUCAGAAUUGGAGCCAGAAAACCCUGUUCCUUUUGUGAUUUUGUCCAACCUUUAUGCUAGACAAGGAAGAUGGGACGAUGCUGAAAGAAUCAGAGAAACAAUUGAUGAAAGAGGACUCGAGAAACUACCAGGAUACAGUACUGUAGGAGUGACAUAA
Solanum verrucosum is the source of this 1859-nucleotide messenger RNA. RefSeq names its product pentatricopeptide repeat-containing protein At2g02750. Gene Ontology annotation, biological process: RNA modification. Lineage: Eukaryota; Viridiplantae; Streptophyta; Magnoliopsida; Solanales; Solanaceae. Gene Ontology annotation, molecular function: RNA binding; protein binding. The record is from RefSeq and is a predicted model, not a curated record. The coding region runs from base 12 to 1859 and encodes 615 amino acids. The transcript has a single exon.